GACUUCUAUCUGAUAAUGGGGCUAAACCGCAUCAUAGAAGGAAAACUUAGGUUCCCACUUCCUGAUAUUAAGACUAGGAGGCGCAUCUUCCAGAUACACAAAUCUAGGAUGACGUUGGCUGAUGAUGUCAACUUAGAAGAAUUUGUUCUGACCAAGGAUGAGUUUUCUGGAGCCGAUAUAAAGGCAAUAUGUACUGAAGCUGGUUUACUUGCUCUAAGAGAGCGCCGUAUGAAGGUUACGCAUUCAGACUUCAAGAAGGCUAAAGAUAAGGUCAUGUUCAAGAAGAAAGAGGGGGUGCCAGAAGGACUCUAUAUGUGAAAAUACUCUGUUCUCUAUGCAUAUAGGCAUUUGUUUUGCUUGCUUUUAGACUCCCAUUUCUGUGCUUCUAUACUGUUGAAUAUUUCGCUAUGAGAUAUAUUGCCAUCUCAUGUGGGAUGAUGAUGGUAGUUUCUGCAAGGACAACGUUCUGGUUAAGUCAGUUGCCCGCUUAAUCAAUGA
Molecule: messenger RNA, 498 nt
Organism: Camellia sinensis
Lineage: Eukaryota; Viridiplantae; Streptophyta; Magnoliopsida; Ericales; Theaceae
Source: RefSeq, a predicted model, not a curated record